Molecule: messenger RNA, 4756 nt
Organism: Engraulis encrasicolus (European anchovy)
Lineage: Eukaryota; Metazoa; Chordata; Actinopteri; Clupeiformes; Engraulidae
Gene: ints3
Product: integrator complex subunit 3
Exons: 30
Coding region: 236-3319 (1027 amino acids)
Cellular component (GO): cytoplasm
Source: RefSeq, a predicted model, not a curated record
GGAAGUUGAAUUGUUGUAGUCGGACACUGGCGAAAACACAAGAGUGGUCGCAAGGAGGCGGCGAAACUGAAUUAUAAACACACCUUGUGUGCUAAAUAGAGCACGAAGUGAUCGCCAAAGGCCAAUUAAGUUCAAGAAACGCGCGGAGAUAGAAAAAAACACGAAAUAGUGGCCCCUGUACGCUAGACAUAACCUCUGAAGUCCUCUGUGGUUGGGCGAAACGAGGCGGGAGGCGAUGGAGCCUUCACCGGCAAAGGGGAAACCACAGGGUCGCCUGUUGGUAUCCACGACCCUGGAUGCAAAAGAUGAACUGGAGGAGCGGUUUGAAAGAUGCGUCGGUAUUGUCACUUCCAUGACAAAUGCCCUGUCAGAGCGAGAAGCCAAUGAUGCACUGACCGCCCAUGUCUGUAAGGGACCCCAGCAGCAUGAAGAAGUGUGUUUGGGCCUUUUUACUGUAAUACUCACAGAGCCAUCUCAGGCACAACGGUGUUACCGGGACCUGGCGUUGAUUAACCGCGAUGGCAUGAAUGUGGUCCUCAUGAAGAUCAAUCAGAUCCUCAUGGAGAAAUUCCUCAAGCUACAGGAUGUCUGUCGCACACAGCUGGUGUGGGUGGUGCGAGAGCUGGUGAAGAGUGGAGUUAUUGGGGCUGAUGGGGUACUCAUGACCCUCAUGAAACAGAUAGCAGGUGGAGACAUCUCUAGUAAGAACCUGUGGUUGGCCGAGAGCGUCCUGGACAUCUUGCUAGAUCAGAAAGAGUGGGUGUUGAAGAGCGGGAUGCUGGUUGCCAUGUCUGUGUACACGUACCUGCGUCUGAUGGUGGACCAUGGCACCCCCAACCUGGCGAUUUUCAGGCAGAAAGAGGUGGACUUCUGUAUCAGCCUGCUACGCGAGAAGUUCAUGGAUUGCUAUGUCAUCGGGAGAGACCUGGUGCGGUUGCUGCAAAACGUGGCGCGGAUACCGGAGAUGGAGCUCCUCUGGAAGGACCUGCUGCACAAACCACAGACGCUCAGCCCACAGUUCACAGGAGUGCUGCAGCUUCUGUCGUCUCGGACGUCGAGGAAGUUCCUGGCAUGCCGGCUGACCCCCGACAUGGAGACCAAGCUCUUAUUCAUGACCUCACGGGUGCGCUUUGGGCAGCAGAAGCGCUACCAGGACUGGUUCCAGCGCCAGUACCUGUCCACGGCCGAGAGCCAGUCGCUACGCUGCGACCUGAUUCGCUACAUCUGUGGCGUGGUCCACCCGUCCAAUGAGGUGCUGAGCUCAGACAUCCUGCCGCGCUGGGCCAUCAUCGGUUGGCUUCUCACCACCUGCACGUCAAACGUGGCGGCCUCCAAUGCCAAGCUUGCGCUCUUCUAUGAUUGGUUGUUCUUCAGCCCCGAGAAGGACAGCAUCAUGAAUAUCGAGCCGGCCAUCCUGGUGAUGCAUCACUCUAUGAAGCCCCAUCCUGCCAUCACCGCCACGCUGCUGGACUUCAUGUGUCGGAUCAUCCCUCACUUCUUUCCUCCCCUGGAGACGCAAGUGCGUCAGGGGGUCUUCAACUCCCUCACCUUCAUCAUGGAGAAGAGGGUGCUAGCUCAUCUGGCUCCCUUGUUUGAUAACCCCAAGCUAGAUCGUGAGCUGCGCUCCAUGUUACGGGAUCGAUUCCCAGAGUUCUGCAGUUCGCCCUCGCCACCCACGGAAGAUGAGGUGCUAAAGCAAGAAGUGAAAAUGGAGGAUCCUGUGCCAUUGGAUGUGGAUAACCACGUGCUGGACAAGGAGGACGGUUGCUAUGACCACCCAGAAGCCGCGUUCAGCGAUGACGAAGAGGAGAUCAAUAACAAAGCCGGCAAAAAACGGGAUUUCCGGUUCCUUCCAAUCAAAGAGGAGUACAUUGAUGAGCCCGUUGACAUCACACCGUACGUGGACCAAUUGGAGGAUCCGCUGAAGGAGAAAGUGUUACAACUACAGAAAGAGAGUGACAUGGAGGUGCAAUGUGAAGUCAUGCAGGAGAUUGUGGACCUCAUACUUGAGGAUUUUGACUCGGAGCAGAUGUCCACUCUGGCCUCGUGUUUGGCCGAGCUCUUCAAGGGACACUUCAGGGGAGACGUGCUGCCUGACGAGAUCACAGAAGAGUCGUUGGAGGAGUCUGUGAGUAAGCCGGUGUGUCUAGUGUUCCGUAACCUGUGUCAGAUGCAGGAGGACAACAGCAGCUUCUCCGUGCUGCUGGACAUGCUGGCUGAGCUCUACCAGAAACAGCCCAAAAUAGGAUACCACCUACUCUACUACCUAAAGGCCAGUAAGGCGGCGGCAGGUAAGAUGAACCUGUACGAGGCGUUUGCUCAGGCGACCGCGCUGGGAGACCUGCACACCUGCCUCAUGAUGGACAUGAAGGCCUGUCAAGAGGACGACGUACGCCUACUCUGCUACCUCACGCCCUCCAUAUACUCAGAGUUCCCAGACGAGACGCUACGGAGUGGAGAACUCCUCAAUAUGAUUGUAGCCGUUAUCGACUCCACGCAGCUUCAGGAGCUAAUGUGCCACGUCAUGAUGGGAAACCUGGUGAUGUUCCGCAAAGACUCAGUGCUCAACAUACUCAUUCAGUCCCUGGACUGGGAGACGUUUGAGCAGUACAGCACGUGGCAACUCUUCCUGGCGCACAGCAUCCCUUUGGAAACCAUCAUCCCCAUCUUACAACACCUCAAAUACAAAGAACACCCUGAGGCUCUAUCAUGUCUUCUGCUGCAGCUACGAAGGGAAAAGCCGAUGGAGGAGAUGGUGAAGAUGGUUUUGAGUCGUCCGUGCCACCACGAGGACCAGUUCACCACCAGCAUCCUGCGCCACUGGGCUGCCAAACACGACGACCUGCUGGGGGAACACAUCAAGGCCCUGCUCAUCAAGAACAACAACCUGCCACGCAAGAGACAGAGUCUACGCAGUUCCAGCAGUAAGUUGGCACAGCUGACCCUGGAACAGAUGCUGGAACACCUGGACAACCUGAGACUCAACCUCAUCAACAUCAAGAACAACUUCUUCACCCAGACGCCAAUACUCCAGGCCCUACAGCAUGUCCAGGCCAGCUGUGACGAGGCCCACAAGAUGAGGUUCAGCGAUCUCUUUGCCCUGGCUGAGGAGUAUGAGGACUCCACGAAGCCCCCCAAGUCCCGACGCAAGGCCCCAGCCUCGUCGCCCCGCUCACGCAAGGGGGCCGCACCGCCCACCAACAACGAGGAGGACAGCGCCUCCAGCAGUGCUUCUGAGGAAGAGGAAGAGGUCUCCAAGCCGAAGGCCCCAAAGAGGAAGAGGAAAGGCUCCUCAGCCGUGGGCUCCGACAGUGACUGAGGAAACCUGUCUCCUCGCCCACCAAUCACAUCCCAUCUGCUAUUGUGACAUCACUGGAGACUGGACCAUUUGCCCAAUCACAACACUCCAACCCAACCUUGGAGCGACCCUGCCCUCACCACCAACAAACCUAGCUCACUACAGAGGGGGAGGGACUUCUUCUUGGACUCUCAAAUGGCCAUUGGCUGGAGCCAGACAAAUAGCUCCUCCCCCCUUCCUGCUCAUUGGGUGGAUCCCAGUGGGUAUGGCUUAGGGGGCCGGGGGUGGGUGGGAACACAUGGAGAUGCGACAAGCGUGAAAACGGUCCAGAAUCCCCCCUUUGAGCAUACACACACAGACAGCUAGGCAGACACAGACAGACAGACAGACAGCAAGGCAGACAGGCUUACAAGUAAAUGUCUCCCUAUGACAACAACAGAGGUCAGGGGGUUCAUGUAUUUCAUCCUCUGUGCGGUCAGUCAGCACACCUUUUUUUUAAAUAAAUAAAUAAAUAAAGACGUAGACAGCCCAGGCUUUUUUUAAAGUCCACACUGCCCCCUGGACAGAUACACGUAGGCAGAGUUCAACGCUAUAGUGAGUACAGGUUAUUUGCUAGGAGUAGUACUGCGGUACUUCCAGUACGUCAACCACAAGGACUUGUGAAAAAAGGGACUCUUGAUAUGUGAUAUGGGAUUGAUAAUAUUGACAAUGGACUUUUACUCCUUCCCCUGAACCCUAAACCCCCCCACGCCACACCACGCCACGCUCCCCUUCUUGUUCCCCUCUCUGCCCUGGUUGGCCAUCCCAGUGGAGAGGCGGGGCCAAUGGAUUUUGACACUGGAACAUCUAGUCCAUGAUUCGUUUCCAGAUGGAGAGGCGGGGCAAUAGAUGGUUGACACGGAGGAUCUCCUUUGCCAUUGGGUAGUUUUCAUAACGGUGAGAUGGGACAAUGGACAGCGACACGGACGACUCUCCCUUGCCAUUGGUUAUUUUCCUAACGAGGAGGCGGGCGAUGGAUUUGGACUCUUAGGAUUUCCCUUGUCAUUGGUUAGUUUUUACCACAGAACUGCAGUGGUGUGUGGCAACGGAGGGGGACUGUACAGGUGAAGAACUCACACAUCGACAGACUUUUUAAAGAAAAUUUCUUUCUACUGACAUAUUUUCAUAAAAAAGAUCAUAACUAUGUCAAAUGAUUAUGAUAUUAAUAAAAAAGGGCUAAAAAGCUGUUUGUGCCUGUUUCAUAUACACAGAAGCUUAGUCAUGACAAACUGCAGCCAUGCGGACACUCAUGCUGGAUCUCAAAUGGUGCACUUGUGCACUUCAGUGUUGAAGGGACACAGUGUAGGAAAUGGUCAAAAAAGGUACUGCAACUAUGGUGCUCAUUGAAACUGGGCUGCCUAUUGCCAAAUUUGAUGUUUACAUGAAAGUUUACAAGUAAUAAACAAAUAGUUUCUAGUA